UUUGAUAAGAUUUUUUCAAUAGCACAAAUGCAAGCUGAAAUUAAUUAUAACUAUACAAUUGAAGCAGCAAAGUUACUAGAGCAAAGCAAACUUGAGGUUGGACAAGAAAGUUCUAACGUUGUAGAAUUAAAAACUGGUAACGAAAAUGAAGAAAAGAUUGCCUCUGAAGAUCUUGUUUCCAAAGAAGAAAGUGCUGAAGAAGCAGAAAAGUUGUUUUUGGAAAUAGAGAAAAUGGAAGUUUUAUCUAAUGAAUUAUUGGUAGAUCUAAAACAUUCCGCAGAUGACUCUAUAGGAAAAUAG
Racocetra persica is the source of this 300-nucleotide messenger RNA. The record is from the annotation of a GenBank genome assembly. Lineage: Eukaryota; Fungi; Glomeromycota; Glomeromycetes; Diversisporales; Gigasporaceae.